AUGUCGUCGUUCGCCCCGCCUUCUGGGCCUCCCCCACCCUCGGUACCUGAGGGAUGGAAAGCACAGUAUGACGAAAGAUACCACGCAUGGUUCUAUGUAGACCUCGCAACAGGCAAAUCGCAAUGGGACCGCCCCGAGGCUUCCCCGCAGCGCAAUGACGGCAAUCCACCAGCCCACUCACCUCCACCAUCCUACGAUAACGCCGGGCCAGGAGAUCCAGCCGCACUAGCAGGCGCUGGCGACAAGAAACACAUGGGCUCCAACAACCCCUACAACCCAACAAACACCGGGCCCAGCCCCAGCCCCGGCCCCAAUACAAUAGACGAAGACGCCCGGCUAGCCGCCAAACUCCAAGCCGAGGAAGACGCCCGUGCUGGCGGUGCCGGUAGCCGCGGCGCCUCAGAUGACUACUACGCCGGUAAUGCGGCACCGCAGUCCGGAUCCAACUAUGCAGCAGGGCUGUCGCAAAGUAGUCAAAGUCCAGUGCCGGAACAGGCAGAACGCAGCAAAGGCGGUUUUCUUAGUAAGCUGAUGGGCAAGAAGCUGGGCAAGAGGCCGCAGCAGCAGCAGCAGUACGCUUCCUAUUCGCAGCAAGGCCCCCCGCCUGGUUCUUACUAUGGCGGUGGUGGCUAUCCACCGCAGCCGGGCCCCCAGCCUGGAUAUGGGUACCCCCAACCUGGGUAUGGAGGCGGCGGGUAUGGAGGAUACCAACAGCAGGGCGGUUACUACCAGCAGCAGCCGCCUCGCAGGCAAGGAGGUGGUGGUAUGGGGACAGCGGGAGCUGCUGCUCUUGGUGUUGGAGGUGGAUUGCUUGGUGGUAUGCUCAUUGCUGAUGCUAUGGAGGAUCACCACGACGAUUAUGGCAAUAAUGAUUACGGUGGUGGUGGUGAUGAUUAUGGAGGUGGUGGUGAUGACUUUGGCGGAGGCGACUUCUAA
Messenger RNA from Penicillium soppii, 936 nucleotides. Its product is annotated as WW domain-containing protein. The record is from RefSeq and is a predicted model, not a curated record. Bases 1 to 936 code for a protein of 311 amino acids. NCBI's taxonomy places the organism in Eukaryota, Fungi, Ascomycota, Eurotiomycetes, Eurotiales, Aspergillaceae. The transcript is spliced from 2 exons. Gene Ontology annotation, molecular function: protein binding.